This is a messenger RNA of Nyctereutes procyonoides (raccoon dog), 10869 nucleotides long. RefSeq names its product zinc finger protein 37A (gene ZNF37A). The transcript is spliced from 5 exons. Gene Ontology annotation, biological process: negative regulation of transcription by RNA polymerase II. Gene Ontology annotation, molecular function: DNA-binding transcription activator activity, RNA polymerase II-specific; DNA-binding transcription repressor activity, RNA polymerase II-specific; RNA polymerase II cis-regulatory region sequence-specific DNA binding. The record is from RefSeq and is a predicted model, not a curated record. NCBI's taxonomy places the organism in Eukaryota, Metazoa, Chordata, Mammalia, Carnivora, Canidae. Gene Ontology annotation, cellular component: nucleus. The coding region runs from base 121 to 1620 and encodes 499 amino acids.
GCACUAUGGAAUUGUGCAUCUGCUGCUCCCUCCUUCCUGUCCUCCUUUCUGCCCCUUCUCAAAACACCUCCCCUUCAGAGGUGUUUUGCCAGCAGCUCUGUGGAGUUUCUCAGGCAUCUCAUGAUGGUUAUUAUCUUCUCAGCUCUACCCUCACGGUUAUCCAUACUCUUCCAGGGCCAGCAGAAGAUGAUCACAUCCCAGGGAUCAUUGUCAUUCAGGGAUGUUACUGUGGGCUUCACUCAGGAGGAGUGGCAGCACCUGAACCUUGCUCAGAGGACCCUGUACAGGGAUGUGAUGUUGGAGAACUAUAGCCAUCUUGUCUCAGUGGGGUAUUCCAUUGAUAAACCAGAAGUGAUCCUCAAAUUGGAGCAAGGAGAGGAGCCAUGGAUAUUAGAGGAAGCGUUCCCAAGCCAGAGUGACCCAGAAUUAAUUAAUAGCAAUAGAAACAAUUCAAGAAAGAAGUUGAAUGAGUUUAACAAAGGUAGAAAUUGGCUCCAUAAUGAUAAGUAUGAAAGAAUUCAUUCUGAAGAGAAACUUUAUGAAUAUAAUAAAAAUGGGAACGACCACCUUAAUGAAGACUUUAUUCACCAUCAGAAAAUUCAAAUUUUGGAGCAACCUUUUGAAUACAGCGAAUGUAGAAAAGCUUUCCAUGAGAAUUCACUCUUUGUUGUACAUAAGAAACCUUAUACAGGAAAGAACACCUGUGAAUACUCUGAAUAUGGGAAGAUCUUCUGUGAUAUGUCAUCUCUCCUUGCUCAUCGGAGAACACAUCCAAGAGGGAGUCACUGUGAAUUUAAUGAAUGUGGAGAAAAUUUCUUGGAAGAAUCCAUUCUCUUUGAGCACCAGAGUGCUCAGCCUUUCAGCCAGAAGUCAAACCUCAUUCCAAUUCAGAGAAACCACUCAAUUGACAAUAUACUUGAAUAUAAUGAACACGGAACAUUUUUCAAUGAAAAGUUAGUCUUUGGUGUACAACAGAGAACACAUACAGGAGAAAAACCUUAUGAAUGUCAUGAAUGUGGAAAAACCUUCAACCAGAAGUCAGCCCACACAAGACAUCAGAGAACACACACAGGGGAAAAAUCUUGUGAAUGUCAUGAAUGUGGAAAAACUUUUUAUAAAAAUUCUGACCUCAUUAAACACCGGAGAAUUCACACAGGGGAAAAACCUUUUGAAUGUCAGGAAUGUGGGAAAUCUUUCAGUGAAAAGUCUACCCUCACUCAACAUCGGAGAACACACACAGGGGAGAAACCUUAUGAAUGUCUUGAAUGUGGGAAAGCUUUCUCAUUUAAGUCUGUCCUUACUGUACAUCAAAAAACACACACAGGGGAGAAGCCUUAUGAAUGUUAUGAAUGUAGGAAGGCCUUUCUCAGAAAAUCAGACCUCAUUAAACAUCAAAGAACUCACACGGGGGAAAAACCUUAUGAAUGUAAUGAAUGUGGGAAAUCCUUCUCUGAGAAGUCAACCCUUACCAAACACCUGAGAACUCACACAGAGAGUGAGCAAGCAAGUAGAAGUGGCAGAGGAAGAGAAUCAUCAGACUCACUGCUGAGUGGACAACUCACCGUGGGGCUUGAUCUCAUGACCCUGAGAUCAAGACCUGAGCUGAAACCAAGAGUUUGAUGCUCAACCAACAAAACCACCCGGACUGCAGCUAUUUUUAAAUAAAAACAAAGGAAGAGUAGAUACUAUUAGAACAGUUGACAGAAUUCAGUGUAUGGAUUGGGUGGUGAUGUUUAUCUCUUUUUAAAAAGAUUUUAUUUAUUCAUGAGAGACAGAGAGGCAGAGACACAGGGUGAGAGAGAAGCAGGCUCCACUCAGGGAGCCUGAUAUGGGACUCAAUUCCAGGAUUCUGGAGUCACGCCCUGAGCCAAAGGCCGUUGAUCAACUGCUGAGCCACCCAGGCAUCCCAGUCAGUAUUUAUCUCUUGACUUGGAUGAUUAUUGGGUGGUUCUGUAGGAUAACGCCUCUGGGGGAAAUACACUCUGGAGUGUGUAGGGGUAAUGGAGUUUCAUGUCUGCAGCUUAUUUUCAAAUGGCUUUAGAGAAAGACUAAUAAGUGUGUGUGUGUGUGUGUGUAUAGAGUGCGAGUAUGCAAGGGACAGAUGGAGGAGAUACAGUGCAUUUAGGAGAAUCUGAGGGGACAUGGGAAUUUUUUGGUAUGUAUAUGACUUAUAAGUGAAAUUAUUUUGGAAUAAAUAUUUACAAGUUUAAGUUAAUUGACAUAACCUACCACAUCGGUAGAAAAAGUGAAGCCACUUUAUUAUUUAAAUAGAUGGCAGAAAAUAUAUUUGAUUAAGCUUUACACCCAUUCAUGACUAAAAAAAUUAGGACUGAAAGGGAAGCUCAUUAAAAAUAAAAGGAAAUCAACAUACAACAAAUAUCAUACUAAGAAGAUAAAUACUGAAAUAGCUCUUCCUAGUAUUAAUGAGACAAGAAUGCUUGGUACCUCUUCUAUUUAACAUAGGACUGAAGGCUCUAGCUUACCAAUAAGGCAAAAGGAAAAAAGUUUAAGACAUUAAGUGGGGAAGACUGAAGUAUAGCUCAUUAUUGGUAGGUGGUAUCAUUGCAUAGAAAUGUGAAAAAUAUCUAUGAAGACAUUAUGAGAAUGAUUUGGCAAACUCACUGUAGAAAAAUUGUUUAUCAAAAAAAAAAGAAAAAUUGUUUAUCUAUAUAAAUUGCAAAUAGAAAAUAAACUAAGUGAUACCAGGACAGUUGAAUCCACUCAGGACAAGAUAGCAGAUUUACCUGCUGCCUAAAAACACAGGGGAGAAAGGAAACAUAGUUAAUUGUUUUCAUGUCAGUGGACAUCAGGCAAUACAGGGGCAGUGAUCCUUGCUGGUGAUGGGUAGGCUCACUAUAUGGUGGUGAUGAUUAUACAGGUGUGUUUAUCAAAUUAUAUCAAGAUGUAUACUUUAACUGUUGUUAAAUUGCUGUUAGGUUUACAUUAGUCCUAAGAAAGUAAGUUCUAGAAAUCCAAAAACUGCAUCACCAAAUUCAGGGACAUUAAAGACCAAUAUAAGUGGAGGGAAUGAGCAAAUCUGAAUUUAAAACAUGCAGAUGCAAUGAUUAACUGUAGCUAAGACAACCUGAAAAUAGAAAAAUAAACCUACCAGACUUAGAUUGCUAGAUAUCAAGACUGGUAUAGGCACAAGCAUAAACAAUGUCCAGAAACAGUCCCCAAUAUAUUCAUGUAUUAAAAAGAUGGUAUUUUUGAUAAAUGGUGCUGGGUUAAUUGGCUCUCUAUAUGCAUAAGAGGAAUAUUUUGACUAUAGCCACCCACCAUACACAGAAACUCGUUUUGUAUGGAUUGUACAUCUAAAUGUAAAACAAUACAGUAGCACUUUUAGAAGAAAAUAUAUGUGAACAUAUGGCUAAGACACCCUAAACAAGAAACAAAAACCAUAGAUAAAUUAGGCUAUGUUAGAAUUAAGAGCUGUGGGACUCCUGGGUGGCUCAGUGGUUGAGCAUCUGCCUUUGGGUGUGGUCAUGAUCCCUGGGUCGAGUUCUGCAUCAGACUCCCCUUGAGAAGCCUGCUUCUCCUCCCUCUGCCUGAGAGAGGCAGAGACACAGGCAAAGGGAGGAGAAGCAGGCUCCAUGCAAGGAGCCCAAUGUGGGACUCGAUUCUGGGGUCAGGCCAUGAGCCAAAGGCAGAUGCUCAACUGCUGAGCCACCAGACAUCCCUAUGUAAAAUAUUUUUUAAAAAAGAAUUAAGAACUGCUGUUGUUAAAAAAACAGAAACGAAAAAUACAUGGCUAAAAGUGAGUCACAGACUCAGAGAAUAUAAUUGCAAUGCUUAUAUCAAACAAAGCACUAUUCUACAUAAUAUAAAAAGAACUCCAAGUGAGUAAGAAAAAAAAUGAGCAGCAGAUGGAACAUAAUUGACAGUAUAUUUAAAUGACCGGUAAGUAUGGAAAGUUGUUCAAUUUCAUUAGUCAUCAAGUAAAGACAAAUUCUAACAAAAAUGUUAUACCACAGCUACCGCAGCAUACAGAAGGGCUACAGUGAUAGAACACCAAACUGAUGAAGACCUGAAGCAACUGAGACUAAUACAAGUUUGGUGGGAAUGUAAGUUGUGCACUUUGGAAAAUAGGCUUUUUGUACUAAAGCUGGACAUACAUGUAAAUUUUGGCUGUGUAAUUAUACUUCUAGGCAUAUAUCCAACAGAAAUACGUGUUUACUAGAAGUAGUAGUUAGUAGUAGUGGUAGUAGUAUUCUCAAUAGCCCGGAAGUAGUAACCGCACAAGUGGCCACCAACACUAAACUGCAUACAUAAAUUGCGCUUUUCUUCCAGUGCUGUAUUCUAUAGCAGUAGGAAUGAAUGAAACACAAUUGUAUGCAUGCAAAAGAACACAGAAGAGUAAGUGCUAUGUUUUUUCAUUCAAGAAGCAGAUAAAUGUAAUACUUGGUGUUAGAAGUUGGAAUGAUGGUUUUUGGAUGAGGGCAGUUUGCAGAGAUUGACGUAAGGGGGCUCCUCUGGUGCUAAUAGUAUUCUUUUUAGCUCAGUAUUGUAGUUGUAUUCAUUUUACAAAAUUUAUUACUUGUGAAUUUUUAUUUAAAUAUAUUCAUGUUUGAGCAUAAAUGUUCCUUAAUAAAAGCAGAAAGUCUGGCAUUUUUAAAAAGGUUUUAUUUAUUUAUUCAUGAUAGACAUAGAGAGAGGCAGAGACAUAGACAAAGGGAGAAGCAGACUCCAUGCAGGGAGCCUGACGUGGGACUUGAUCCCGGGACUCCCAGAUGCGCCCUGGGCCAAAGGCAGGCGCCAAACCACUGAGCCACCCAGGGAUCCCCAAAAGUCUGGCAUUGUUUGCUCUCUGCUUAGAUUCCUCCAGCAGCUUCUUUAAAAAAACAUACAAGAGAAUAAUUAGGACAACAGCAGUAAGCACGUGUGUCAAGAAUCCCUGUGGGGGAAAAAUGAAGAAUCCCUGUGUAAUAAGUGUAUAUAUAUGAGUUUAAUACCGAAAAUAUUUUGUUCCCUUUGCUAUGUGACCAAUAACAAAAGUAUUCCAUAGUAAAAGCUAACAAAUUAAUUUUAUGCAAUAUACAUCUUAAGUGAAAUAAUACUCCACAAUUUUAUCAUAUCUUAUACCUGUUCUCUCAGUUUCCUGGCUUAUAAAAGUGGAUAUGGCCAGUGUUUUGUAUUAAUUCUUCAAUAAAGAAUUCAAACAUCAUGUUUAUGAAGUUUUCACCUGCCUUAGAGUCCACAAGUGGGUGUAAUGAAAAUACUAAUUACACAAAAUAAGCAAUAUCAAGUCAGUUAUUGAAAGCAGGUGUGAACAGUGCUACUUGAACUCAACACAGUAUUGCUUUCCAUUACAUGAAGAAAAUAUGCAGCCAAAAUAUUCAGAUGAGAAAUCUACUUAGGUACUAUGUAUUGCAUAGCCAAAGUGUAACAGGAACUAUCUACUAUGAUGCUGUAUAUACAUAUUUUGUCUUAUCCCUUACUUCCCAAUAUAAGGGAGGCUGUAGAAUUAGAUGCCAGAUUGCCUGGGAUCUUAUUAUAUUGUCUGGCCCUAUCACUUAAUAGAUUUGAAACAAAUUACUGUCUGUACUUAGAGUCUCAUCUGUAAAAUGGGGACAUUAAUAGUGGCUAGCUCAUAGGGGCAAUUUAAUAUGAGUGUUAUUCUUUUAUAUCUUAAAUUAACUUCCAAACAAUUGGUAGGUUCUUAGAGACUGUACCCAACACUCAUUUUUCCCUCGAUGGCAGAGCCUUAACUUGUUUUUCACCUUAGCCUUGGAAGGUCCAGAGGUAAAGGUUGAUUGGAUUAAGCCAGUCACAAGACAUUCCGCUCAGAGAUUUGUUUGGGAUCAGCACAUGUUCUAGUUCUCUCCAGCGUUGUUUGCAGAUGUGUUCUGAAAACUUCUGGAAAUGAUUUCCUUCUUGCCCAGCUGAAAUGUUUUAUGUCUGGACUUGACAAUUCUGUCUUGCAACUCGAAGAAGAACAUUGUGGACUGAGGAUGGUAGAGCAGAGUGAAGUGUUCAUGAGGAUGUUAUUGAGCUGCCUGUUCUAACAGUUCUGCAGUGAGAGGUUGUGUUCAGCAGUAGGCAGAGUACUGGAGGAGUGUCCCUGCUGAGGCCAGGCCACAGAAUAGGCAAACAGGCUGGCAAAACUCUUGCUUGGGGAGCUGGCCAGGCAGAACUUGAGUGCCCCAAGUUUUCUGGUCAAAUGGAGCUAGUGUCCUCACUCUGCAGAUGUGUAGUGGCUGGCUGUGAUCUCCAUUCAAGUGUCAUGGGGUUAGGCAGCUUCCCCGUGCUCACGUUAGGCCUUUUCAUCCGGUGGGGUGGGCCCUGCACUCAGUAGUUUUAUAUUAGCUCCCCUGGCUGAGUGGAAGGGGAACCAGCUCCAAGCCCUGCAAUGCUGUUUUUGUGUGUGUGGUCUUAGGCUUGUUCUGUGGUGGUACAAAUUCCCUAACAAUGCUAGUUUAAAAGUUAAAAAAAAAAAAAAAAAAACUUAGUAAAAGUAACCAUGAAUACAAUAACCUUAUAUUGUAUAUACAAUAUAAAAAAAUAUAUACACUAUAACAUCAAUAAUGGGAAAGUCCAAGAGAGGAGAAGUAAAAGUAUAAAGCUUAGGAAUGCUGUUGAAUUUGUUAUCAGUUUAAAAUAGACUGUUGUAAUUUUAAGAUACCACAAGGGAAAACCUAGCAUUUACACAAAAGAACAUGAUAAAGCAUACUGACCAAAAGACAUCAAAACACAAAUGGAUAAGAAGAAACAAAGGAUCUACAAAAGAGUCCGAAAACAGUGAACAAAAUGGCAAUUGUAAGCCCCUACCUUUUAAUACUUACUUUAAAGAUGGCUUCUUCAAAGACAUAGAAUGAUUGAACGGAUAAAACAAUUCCACAAUAUGUUGCCUACUAGAGACUCUAGCAUUAAGACAUAUACAAAUAGAGAGCGAAGGUCUCUAUAUGCAAAUGGUAACCAAAAAUAGCAGAGGUAGUUAGACAAAAUCAAGUUUAAAAACAGUAAAAAGAGAAAAUAUAUAAUGUUAAAGGCAUCAACUCAUCAAGAAGAUAUUUGUAUAUAUUUAUGUGCCAAACAAAUACAUAAAGUAAAAUUAACAGAGCUAAAAGGAAAAAUAAACAGCAAUACAAUAAUAUUAGGGGACUUUAUUACCCUUCUCUCAAAAAGGAUAAAUCAUCCAGAGGGAGAAUCAGUCAUUAAGUAGCAGGUUUGAAUAUUACAAUAUAUGAAAUGGACCUAAUGAACAUAUAUAGAGGAUUCUAUCCAACAACAGCAGAAUUACACAUUCUCAAGCCCAUAUGUAACAUUUUCUAGGGUAGGCCAUAAGUUAGCCCACAAAACAAGUCUUAGCAACAAGAAGAUUGGAAUCAUACCAAAUAUCUCCUCUGACUACAACAGUAUGAAUAAUUUUAAAAAUCACGAAUACACGGAAAUUGAACAACACUCUCAAAAACUAGUGUAUGAAAGAAUAAAUUAAAUGGGUAAAAUAGUAUCUUGAGACAAAUGAAAAUGGAAAGACAACACACCAAAACAAACCAAUACAUAUCCUCCUCAAACUAUUCCAAAAAACAGAAGAAGGAAUGCUUCCUGAUUCAUUCUAUGAGGCCAUACCAAAGCCAGAAAAGGGCACUACAACAAAAGAAAAUGAUAGGCCAAUAUUUCUGAUGAAUACAGAUACAAAAAUCCUCCAUAAAAUAUCAACAAACCAAAUUCAGCAGCACACUGAAAGGAUCUUUUACCAUGUUCAAGUGAGAUUUAUCCCUAGAGUGCAAGGAUGAUUCAGCAUAUGCAUAUCAAUAAAGGUGAAACAACACAUUAAAAGAACAAAAUUUAAAAAAUCAUAUCAUCUCAAAAAUGAAGAAAAAUGAUUUGACAAAAUUUCACAUCUGUUCCUGAUAAAAUCUAACAAUUAUAAAAGGAACAUAUCUCAACAUAGUAAAGGCUGUAUAUGACAAGCCCAUAACUAAUAUCAUACUCAUUGGUGGAAGUCUGAAAGCUUUUCCUCUAAGGUCAGAAAGAAGAGGUGUGCCCUGACAUCACUCAUAUUUAACAUAGUACCGGAAGAGCAUUUAGGCAAGGAGAAGGAAGAAAAGGUAUCAGAAUAGGACUGGAGGAAGUAAAAUUGUCUAUAUUUGCAGAUGAUAAUUUUAUAUAGAGAAAAUCCUAUAGACUCCACCAAAAUAUUGUUAAAGAUUUCAGGGAAGUUGCAGGAUACAAAAUUAGCAUUUUGAUACACUAAAAACAAAUUUUCAAAAAUAAAACUCUGCUAUACACAGCAUCAAAAACAGUAAAAUACCUAGGAAUAAAUUUGACCAAAGAGAUGAAAGGUUUUUUUUACUGAAAACUGUUAAGACACUGAUGAAAGAAAUUGGAAAAAAAAAAAACCCACAAAUGAAUGGAAAGGCAUUCCAUUCAUACAAGCAUGAAUUGAUACAAGCAUGAAUAUUUUUGGCUUCCAUAGUAAUCAAAGCCAUCUAUAAAUUCAGUGCAAUUCCUAUCAAGAUCCCAAAGGAAAUUUAAACAGAAAAAAAAAUUAUCCUAAAAUUUUGUAUGGAGCAGCUAAACACCCUGAAUAACAAAAGCAAUACUGUGGGAGGUUAACACUUCCUGAUUUCAAGCCAUGUUAUAAGGCUAAGAUGAUCAAAAUAGUAUGGUGUCUAUUUCUACAGACAUAGAAAUAAAUUAAGAGCUCAGAUGUAAACCCAUGCCUAUACAGUCAACUAAUAUUUGACAGGGGAGCCACGAAUAGUCCAUGGAGAAAAGACAGUCUCUUCAAAUAGUGCUGAGAAAAUUGGACAUUCAAGGGUAAAAGAAUGAAACAACCCCUAUAUUACACUGCUCAUGAAGAUGAACUCAAAAUGGAUUAAAGACUUAAAUGCAAGACCAGAUACCAUACAAUUCCUAGAAGAAAACAUAUAGAUAAAAAGUUCUUUAAUAUUAGUCUUGGUGAUGAUUAUUUUUGAUAUGACCACCUAAAAAGCACAAGUAACAAAAAUAAACAAGUGGGACUGUCUUGAACUAAAAAGCUCUGCACAACAAAAGAAAUGGUCAACAAAAUGGAAAGACAAUCUAUAGAAUGGGAAAAAAUAUUUGUAAACCAUAUAUUUGAUGAAGGGUUAACAUCUGAAAGAUAUAAAGAACUCAUGCAAUUCAACAGAAAAAAAUUUAAAUUAAAAAAUGGGCAAAGGGGGACACCUGGGUGGCUCAGUGGUUGAAUGUCUGCCUUUGGUGGCUCAGGGUGUGAUCCCGGGAUCCAGGGAUUGAGUCUCGCAUCAGGCUCCCCCGGGGAGCCUGCUUCUCCCUCUGCCUGUUCUCUGUCUCUCUCUCUAGUGAAAAAAUAAAUAAGUAAAAUCUUUAAAAAAAAAUAGACAAAGGAUCUGAGUGAGCACUUUUCCAAAGAAGAUAUCCAAAUGGCUAACAGGUAAUAUCACCAAUCACUAGAGAAGUGCCAAUGGAAAUCACUUGUUAGAUUGUGCUUGUUAGAGUGAUCAGAAGAAAAAAAUAAUACUGAGGGGGUGGGGAAAAGGGAAACUUUUGCAUUGCUGGUGGGACUGUAACUUGGUGCAGACACUGUAGAAAAUAGGAUGAAGAUUCCUCAAAAGAUUACAAAUACAACUACCAUAUGAUUAGGUCAUUCUACCUCUGAGAACACAUCUGAAGGAAACAAAAUGUCAAUGAGAUAUCUCACUCCAUGUCAGGUGUGGCAUACCUACAAUUGCUAAGACAUGGAAACAACCCCAGUGUUUACCGACAGAUGAAUGGAAAGAGAAGAUGUGGUACACACAUACACACAUACAUAGUAGAAUAUUCAGCCAUAAAAAAGAAGGAAAUCCUGCCACUUGUGACAACUUAGGUAGACUUUGAAGGCAUUAUGCUAUGUGAAGUGAGACAGAGAAGGACAAAUGUAUGAUCUCACUUAUAUGCGUAAUCUAAAAACCAAGCAAAAACAAAUGAAAAACUACUUGUAGAAAAAUAAUUCAGAUUUGUGGUCACCUGAGGUGGUGGGUAGAGGAUGUGAGAAUUGGAUGAAAGUGAUCAAAAUGUAUAAACUGUACAUUAUAAAUUAAAUACUGGGUAUGGAAUGUUCAAUAUGAUAACUAAUUAGCUCUGCCAUAUGGUAUACAUGAAAAUUAUUAAGAGAGUAGAUCCUAAGAGUUCUUAUCACAAGGAAAAUUAUUUUCUUUUGUAUCUAUAUGAGAUGAUGGAUGUUAACUUACUAUGAUAAUUCAUCAUAUAUAUGUAUGUAUAUAUACCUGUAUGCCAGGUUAUGCAGUACACACACCUUAAAUUUAUACCAUACAGUGAGUGUAUCAAUUAAAUCUCAAUAAAGUUGGGGGAAAAACACAUAAAGUAAAGGUGUUUAUGAAAGUGGAAUCUGUAUUCUAUCAUAGGGAGUGUCAUUUAGUGGAAAGGAUGUGAUAGACAUUCUGUAAUGCAUUAGAGAAAUGUCUAAAACUUAUGUAAUUGUGAUAGUUUUAUGAGGGCACAGGUAACCUACUCUGACAAGAGUGUUAUUUAAGGGAACAGGUGUGAUAGCUAUAUCAAUGACACAUUAAGGUAAUUUUUUUAAAGUAAUGGAGAUGGUUAUAGUGCUAGGUGUCUGUUACUUUGAGAAGAAUAUUAUUUCAAGGAAUGGACAUGAUAACCUUUCAGAAUGCAUUUAAAGAAGUGUUUGAAAUACAUAAUAAAAAUGGUUAUAAGAGUAAUGUGACUUUGAGUAUAUUAAGAAAUUGACAUUUUAAACAUUCUGUACAUUAUAUAGGGAAGUGUUUAAAUAGACAUAAAAAUCAUUAUUAGAGUGAUACAUAAAUCACUGAGAGGAUUGUUAUUUGAGUGCAUAGAUGUAAUAUCCAACCUGUAAGGCAUUUAAAAGAGAAAUAAAAACCAAAUGUAACUACUGUGGCUCUAAGA